UUUUUUUCUUUCAAGCACAAACGCAAACCACGGGUCGCUGCUUUCCCACGGGCCCACCCCUUCCCCCGCACAAACGCAAACCCCUGUUUUCUCCGUCCCAAAUCGCCGCCUCCUCUUCGCUCUCCUCGCCUCGGCUCCUCCCAUCCUCGACCUCGCCGCCGGUUCCACUCCGCUCCAUGGCUGGGAGGCACACCAUUAUUCUGAUGCAACCAUCCCAGAACAGGGCUUCUAGAACAUUUAUGGACUAUAAUUCAAUUAACCAUGCAUUGGAUGGAAUCUGUGGGCUUUAUGAAAGGAAAAUCAGGGAUAUCAACCCAAUGGUCCCUAAUAUAACCUAUGAUAUCAGUGACUUGUAUAACUUCAUUGACGGCCUAGCUGACAUAAGUGCACUAGUUUAUGAUCACUCGAUUCAGGCAUUUCUGCCAUAUGAUCGACAGUGGAUAAAGCAAAAGUUGUUUCAACACCUGAAGAAGCUGGCUCAGCGGUAGCGACUGUUGUUGGUUUGAUACCAAGCAUGCGUGGUAAUGGGUGUCCAAUCAGUGUAUUGGGAGGUGUUUCUUGUAAAAUUAUGAAAUGUUACAUUGCACCCUUGUAUUCUGGAAGUUGGACUCAGAUUUCAUUGGUGGUUUGCUUGUGGCACCCUAUAUACCGGAUAAACUUGUCUGGUGUUAAGUGUUGUGAAUCAGAGAACCCUUCAGUCA
Molecule: messenger RNA, 701 nt
Organism: Phragmites australis (common reed)
Lineage: Eukaryota; Viridiplantae; Streptophyta; Magnoliopsida; Poales; Poaceae
Product: enhancer of rudimentary homolog
Exons: 4
Coding region: 177-488 (103 amino acids)
Source: RefSeq, a predicted model, not a curated record